Molecule: messenger RNA, 3634 nt
Organism: Culex pipiens pallens (northern house mosquito)
Lineage: Eukaryota; Metazoa; Arthropoda; Insecta; Diptera; Culicidae
Product: E3 ubiquitin-protein ligase SH3RF1-like
Exons: 10
Coding region: 884-3574 (896 amino acids)
Molecular function (GO): protein binding; metal ion binding
Source: RefSeq, a predicted model, not a curated record
CUCCUCGGCCAGGUCACUUCUCUCGGGGUUUUCUUCGCGGGGCGUAACACACGGAUACCUUUACGAGAGGGGGGGUUCGCAGAGCGAGUAGUUCAGGUGUGUGAGGGAAAGAGCCCAAUAUUCUGAAAGAAAUUCCAUUAAUGAAAAUUUGCCCGUAAUUAUAGCUCCGAAUAGCCAAAUUGACCUCCGCGCGGGGAUAAUUGCUCCCGGAGGCAGUUCGGUGGCGAACGGGGAAAGGCCGGGGUUCCCAGAAGAAGAAUUCAGAAGAAUACAGUGAAAUUCGUGGAAUAGAGAGCAGCGCGAGGGGUGAAGGUGGUGUAAAAGCUCCACAUCCGGGGGCUUCAAGAAGAUACCCAGUCCGAAUUAUGCACAGCAGUCUGAUACAAGGGCAGUAGCGGUUGGGCGCAAAGGGGUUGACGAUAAGGCGACUGCCUCAAGGAAUUGCAGUGUGGAGAAAAGUGUGACACAGGCACAAUGCAGAAGGGAAAAGGGAGUUCGCAAGGAUAGCUCGUGCAUUCCGUAGCUUGGUGAAGGGAACACAAGGAAGGGUUGAGCAGCGAAGACCGUUUCGAGAGGUGUCCGGAGUGGGGCCGCGUACAACAAAGUAAGCGUACAUCUCACAAAUUGGUGCAAUUUUUACCCAUCAAAUGGGGUGAGAAGACACAUCAAGUGUCAGAAGGGGAAAGGAAGUGAAAGAAGCCAGAAUACCUGCGGUGCUACAGGUUUUGUGUGCAGGAAUCAAAGGAGCCCGAAAAAGUGCGUAAGGUGGAUGAGGGCAAGUGCUGGAAACAUCGAAGAAGGCCGAAAAUUGUGCAAUACAGGAGUUCAACCAAUGAGCAAAUAAAUCUACACAGAGGAAUCUACCAGGAAAAAGUCAGAAACCAUGGAUGAACGCCUGCUGAACGACCUGCUCGAGUGUUCCGUGUGUCUGGAACGGCUCGAUACGUCCUCGAAGGUGCUUCCCUGCCAGCAUACCUUCUGCCGAAAGUGUUUGGAGGAAAUCGUUGCCAGCCACCAGGAGUUGCGAUGUCCCGAGUGUCGGGUUUUGGUGGAAAUCAAAAUCGACGAGCUGCCGCCGAAUGUGCUGCUGAUGCGGAUACUGGAAGGCAUGAAAACAGCUGAGCUGAAUAAUCAAAACACAAACAUAAACAAAGCUGCCCGAACCGGUGUUGGAGGCAACGGUGGUGGCGGCGGCGGUGGUAACAUCUUCAACCUGCAAUUGCAACUGCAACAACAGAACCAUCCAAGCAUAGCUUUCCAAGGUUCUUCACAGCAGCAGCAACAACUUCAGCAGCACCAUGCGAAAAACAGCAAAAAUGACCAACCCCACCUCCAGCAGCAGCAGCACCACCACCCCCAUCAGCAGAGUAGUCAACAGAAUCAAGGCCAGCAUGGCCGGAUUAUUGCGACCAACGGCCAGGCGCUGGACCUGUCCAAAAUCCCACACGCGAAAGCAUUCUACGACUUUGCCUCCAGUGAAACCAGUGACAUCAGCUUCAAGAAGGGCGACAUCAUCAUCCUCAAGAAAAAGAUCGAUCACAACUGGUGCGUGGGCGAGGUCAACGGCAAGGAGGGCGCGGUCCCGCUGAACCACCUGCAGGUCGUAGUUCCGCUGCCCUACCCGCAGUGCAAAGCGCUGUACGACUUUAGCAUGGGCCCGAACGAGGAGGAGGGCUGUCUGACGUUCAAGAAGGGCGCCCUGAUCCACGUGCUGCGCCGGGUGGACCAGAACUGGGCCGAGGGACGGAUCGCGGACAAGAUCGGGAUCUUUCCGAUUUCGUUCGUGGAGAUGAACAUCCUCGGCAAGCAGAUGAUGGACGCCGCGUUGAAGCACAUCCUGGCCAGUGCCUCCAACAACCGGACCGUUCCGCCGACUCCAUUCGAUCUGAACGCCAGUGAUACGACAAGCUCCAGUGUGACCACGAGUCCAAACUCUUCCACCAGUACGACCAGUUCAAACUCCAGUACGGCACCCAGCAGUCCGACGUCGCACUUCCUGGCAACGGCCGCGGCUGAAGCGGCCGCUUCAGGCGGUGGUCACUCCAACAAAAAAAACCACAAGGAGAAACGGCACUCGUUGACAACCUUUGUGGCGAGUUCCAGUAGUGGAGUGGCCGUCGGAGGAUCGUUGCAUCAACCCAAUCGCCACUCUGCCGAGAUUCUCAACACGCCGGAUGCCGGCACGGAGAGGCAACCGGCGGCAGGAAGCUCUGGAGCUACUUCAAUGGUAGAGCAACCGUGGGCUGCCGCCGCCGCUGCCACCACCAAGGCUAGUCAGCUGUUCCAUCAGCAUCCCCAACUGCCAGCGACCUACAUCGCACUCUACCCGUAUAAGCCCCAAAAGCCGGACGAGCUGGAGCUCAAGAAAGGAUCAAUCUACUACGUAACGGAGCGCUGCCAGGACGGCUGGUUCAAAGGCGCCAACCGCCAGCAGAAAACCGGCGUCUUCCCGGGCAACUACGUCACCGUGUACAAAGGCCGCGAGGGUGGCCACGCCAGCCGUAACAAUCCCCAAGCCCAAGGAUCCCAGGGACCAUCGCCGCCCGGAGCUGCUGGAAGCGGAACCGGCCCCGGUACCCCAAAUCCGUCCAACAACCUAGCCCAAAUCACGCUACCUGCCUUACCGCCGCGGGACACCACGGCUUCCAGCAACCCGGCUCCGGUGUGGACCAAGCAACAGAACCAACAGCAGCAGCAGCAGCAGUCGUCCGGGAACUACAUUGACUCGCUGUUUGGCCGCAAGUCAAAUGGGACUUCAGCGGAGAAGAAUGGUGCAGGGGCUGCUUCGGCAGCUUCCAACGGAGCAGAACAUGCAGCGCAACCGAUCAAGGAGAAGAAGGACUCGUCGGCGGUCAGUUUGAUGAAGCGCUUGACCAACAUCAAGCGGUCCAAGUCUCCGACGACGAGCGGUGGAACCGCCAAUCCGGCGUAUUCCAUGGACAAUCCAGUGUUUGAGGACAGUGCGGCGUCCGCUUUGGCCAAGCCAAAUCUGCAGCAGAUCAUCAAUCCGGUUCAUGUCAGAUCCGGAUCUUGUCCCAGUCAACUGCUGCAGAAUCUUCCAGCGGACCUGCUAGCCGCCCAGGGUCGUGAAAAUGUUCCUUACAUGUACGGAUCCCAGCGGGUAAAACCCCACAAGGAGCGACCUUCGAUGCAUGGCAUCAAAAGCGAAUCGUCCAGCAAGAGCUCCUCGAAACAUGCGGCACUCCAGCAGCAGCAGCAGCAACUGCACCAACAAUCGCACGAGGCACCGGCCUCGACGUCCCACGGCGCCCAGAAGCAAUCUCACCACGUGUAUCAUCGGAAAUCUCAGAGUCUGGACGCGAGCGCCAUCCUGACGCAGAUGAACGGCGGCGCUGGAACGCCUUCGAAGUCGUCGUCCAAGUCGCACGUGGUGCGGGAAAGAUUCAAGUGCAUCGUCCCGUACCCACCCAACAGCGAGUACGAGCUGGAGCUGCGCGUCGGCGACGUGGUGCUGGUGCACAAGAAGCGCGAAAACGGCUGGUACAAGGGCACCCACCAGCGAUCCGGCAAGACGGGCCUCUUUCCGGCUUCGUUUGUCGAGCCGGACAUUUGAUGCCGAAACAACACCAACAAGAAUUAAAAUUCGAGAUCUGUGUAAAAAAAAACUCGUAAG